AUGGACCGAAAGCGACCGGGGUUUGCGGGAAAUGGGCCAAACGCCGAGCUUGCUGCUCGUCUUCUACGCCUCGAAGAGAUUGUACUCAAAAACACAGAGUCUCGCAUCUCUAUCCAUGCUCCACCGGUACAUCGGCCGUGGCAGACUUCAGCACUCACGACAUUUGUACCGCCGACUAAUGAGGGCCUUCCCUCUAAAAUCGAGGCGGAUAUUCUGAAGUCUGUUUCUUUUAAUGAAGACUGGUUUACAUCAAUAUCUCCACUCAAUAUCUGCUUUAGAAUAUGCUCUAUGAAGCAUAUUCCACAAUCUCCAACUUAUCUGUGGCCCAGCCCUAGAAGAUCAGCCUCAUUUCAGGAGCCUGUCAGAUGUAUAUGGCUACCUCUACGGGAAGAAGCAAGAAGGUUAUUCGACAAAUAUGUGCGAGACGUGACUUUUAUUCACCAUGUGAUUCAUACACCUACGGUACGAUUCCUCAUCGACGAUAUAUAUGACAAGCUUGCACAAGAUCAACCAGUGUCACCUGGACAAGUUGCGCUACUCAUGAGCAUAUUCGGAAGUGCUUCGUACGCCUGGACCUUUCACGACAUGAAUAAGUCCAUGUAUGAUACCGUUGAAGGAGCUCAUUCCCAAUCAACCAUGUGGGUCAGGGCGUGUCUUGAUCUGUUAGAUCAUUGUCGUCGAUCUUCUGUCCGGUCUUUUGAGGCUCUGCAGGGGAUCGUCAUAGCAUUCUUCAUGUUGGUUAACUUAGAAGGCAUGACAGUCCGCUAUACGUCUAUGGUCGGACAGGCCAUUUGUAUGGCUCGCGAAAUUGGUCUUCAUCGUUUGGAUCAUCCAAACUAUGCAACAAGCGAUCAUGCGCCCAGAGCAGGGACUGUAACAGAGGAGAUAGGAAGAAGGAUAUGGUGGUAUCUGUGUGCGACCGAUUGGAUGCUGUCUCGCUAUGCUGGCCCCCAAGAAGGAUCCUACUCGAUUCAUUUGUGCCAUAUGGCUACCCGCAAGCCAUGGAACGUGAACGAUGAAGACCUUUACGACGGUAUGAAAAAUAUUGAUAGACCUCUAUCCGAACCCACGGAGAUGUCAUACUUCCUACAACGCAUUCGGCUCGGUGAAAUGUGUCGCGAGUUAGUCGAUCGAAUGCCACUGGGAAUCACAGCCUCUGAUCGAUCCGGUUAUGCCGACGUUAUCGCUGUCGAUGCACAGUUUCUAAAGUUUCUAGGAGAAAUUCCAGAAUUUUUCACUCUCGAAGCGGCAGAGCAACCCGCUGAGCUUCAGAAACCGUUGGCAACUGGAAUCAUUGUGCAAAGAUACAUUAUCCACUCUCUUGUCCAUUCACACCGAUGCAAAUUACAUCUUCCGUAUUUAGCCAAGGUCUCGUCUAACACUCAGUACAGUUACUCAAGAGAAGCUUGUCUUGAAGCUGCUCGGCAAACUGUGCGGACGGAGAAGCUUCUUGAGCGGGAAUCUGUGCAAUUUGUGCAUGCACGGUUUCGCAUUUCAGGUGUUUUACAGGCAAUAUAUAUAGCGAGUAUCGCAUUCUUGCUAGAUAUGUGUUUCCACAAUGUACGCGGGCAGUGUGAUCCGGAACGAAAAGUCGAGUUACUAGAGGCAUGCUACAUUCUUGAAGAAGCGGUAAGUCAUUCGCCAUUUACGGCGAACCUUCUCGAGUCCUUGGACAGCAUUGUACAAAAAUACAGGCUCUCUCUUCCUCGACUCAGCAACAUGCCACGUGCAAGUCCGCCGCAAAAUCCACAAAAUCAAGUUGCAUUUGACACAACGGGUAGAAGCCAAUGGUCAGCUGGUCUAGACAGCGAGAAUCUUGCCAACAAGUCCGUGGAACCAGCAGCCCAAGGUGACAACCCGGUUAUGGAUCCCUCCUCCUGGGAUACAUUCAAUGCAAUGAAUGUCGACAAUCUAGAUUGGGACUCUUUGUUAAGCGAACUGGACUCUCAGUUCCUUGUCACCGCAUUUCCAAGUAUAUGA
Molecule: messenger RNA, 1980 nt
Organism: Talaromyces stipitatus ATCC 10500
Lineage: Eukaryota; Fungi; Ascomycota; Eurotiomycetes; Eurotiales; Trichocomaceae
Exons: 4
Coding region: 1-1980 (659 amino acids)
Biological process (GO): DNA-templated transcription
Molecular function (GO): DNA binding; zinc ion binding
Source: RefSeq, a predicted model, not a curated record